This is a messenger RNA of Ziziphus jujuba (common jujube), 977 nucleotides long. RefSeq names its product auxin-responsive protein SAUR71. The transcript has a single exon. Bases 317 to 808 code for a protein of 163 amino acids. The record is from RefSeq and is a predicted model, not a curated record. NCBI's taxonomy places the organism in Eukaryota, Viridiplantae, Streptophyta, Magnoliopsida, Rosales, Rhamnaceae. Gene Ontology annotation, biological process: response to auxin.
UUAAAAACGCUUCUCUUCUUCAACUCUCUCAUUAUAAGCAUACCUCGUGAAGUUGUCUUCUGCAUAUUUCUGUGUCUAUCUAUCUAUAUCUAUAUCUAUAUAUAUGUAUAAACUCUUCUUGAUCUUACAUUUCUUGAGCUACAGGUCUUCUUGAGCUUUAUCUUUUAGUUCAUCAAAACUUUGUUCAUCUAUUAUCAUAUAGUCUUAGAGCAUUCAUUUUUUUUUUUUUUUAGCACUAUACAAAGGGCCAAAAAUUAGCUAAAUAACCUAAAGCAAAGCUCUUUUUUCGUAAGUUUAUAAAGUUUUUCUUGUCGAAAUGGAUGUCGUAAAAGCAAAAUGGAAGAAGAAUUUGAUCUGCAAGGCAUGGGAGAGGUGUCUUUCAUUUGGAAAUGGAGGCUCGUCAUCAUCAUCAUCAUCAUCAAGCUCUAUGAUGAAUUCAUUGAGAAGAUGCAGAACAGCACCAUCAGAGAGGAAACAGAAGCGACAAGUGGCUCCGGAAGGUUGUUUUUCAGUAUAUGUUGGGGUGCAGAAACAGAGGUUUGUGGUUAAGACAGAGUUGGCUAACCAUCCUCUCUUCAAGAUGCUUUUAGAGGACGCUGAAAUGGAAUAUGGGUUUAAUAGUGAAGGUCCUAUAUUGCUUCCCUGUGAUGUUGAUUCAUUCUAUAAGGUACUUGCAGAGAUGGAAAGCGGUGAUGAAGAUUUUGCAGCAAGUCCUAAUUGUAGCUUAGUUCUUCUUAGCCCAUGUCGUUCAAACUAUAGCAGAAUCAGUAAUGGUUAUGGAGGUUAUAAGGUUCUCAAUCACAUUUGAGAGUUUAUCAGAUCAUUAAUUUGUUUAUGGCUUUUGUUUUUCUUUUUUUCUUUUUUUUUCUUUUUCUUUUUUUUCCUAAAUUUUAGCUUGUUAUUAGUAAUUUAGGAAAAGUGGAAAAAGAACUCUACUGCAAAAGUAUAUAAUACAUAUGUAAUGUAAAUCUAUGGGG